This is a messenger RNA of Austrofundulus limnaeus, 3952 nucleotides long. Its product is annotated as plectin. Lineage: Eukaryota; Metazoa; Chordata; Actinopteri; Cyprinodontiformes; Rivulidae. The transcript is spliced from 5 exons. The coding region runs from base 302 to 3319 and encodes 1005 amino acids. The record is from RefSeq and is a predicted model, not a curated record.
CCUCUUUGAUUUGACGGCGGUAAUGUAAAAACUUCCUGGUUUAUCGCGUGCGUCUUCUGUCAUUGUUUUGAUUCCGCAGCAUUCAUAGACAUCAUACAAUUCACACGAGUCACAGUUUAUUAAACACUGAAAUUACUUGUCUUUUGUUUUGGAGCAUUUUUGGUUGAUUGUUCAAAGCAGCCGCUUUAUUAGCAUGCUGGCUAAUGUUUGCUAACACGAUGGGUACGUCCUGAACCUACGCGGUGGUUUUGAGGCAAAUUUCUUCGUGUAGUCGCUUCACGUUGCGCUGGAACGAUUAUAUAUGGAGAACACGGCGCAGGRUCAUAAGUCUUCUGUGGGACCGAGCAGAGGAGAGGAUGAAGCCAGAAACAGUGACUCCGGGGACAGCGUCUUCUUCUCCCAGAAACCCCUGCCUGAAGCGGUGCUGUCAGGAGAUCUGAGGCUGCCCCGCUUAAGAUCACCCUUCACCCAAGAAGGACCACCAGAACCCGAGGAUGACAUACUUUCAUCAUCAUCUUCUGAAGAUGAAUCCAGGACAAAAAAGAAGAAAAGAAGAAGAAGGGUCCUCAAAGUGCCUUCAUGCAGGUUCUCCUUCCUGUCUGAGAGGAAGGAUCAAAMUAAUGGUUUACUUCGCGUUAAGAUCAAAAAACUUCAUAGUUAUACGAUCGGAGGAUAUAUGAAACAUGUAAAAGAGCUGUGGGAGUGCUACGAACGAGGAGAAGAUGUGGCAGCAUCUUUACCAACURUUGAUGUGGAGGCAGAGGAGCUCUCUCCAGUGUCAGAAGAUGAAAAAGACGAAGCAAUAGAGGACGAGGACAUCAAAGUGGUGGAAAGAAAACACUUCGCAGCGUCAAUAAAAGCUAAGACCUCACAGCCGUGGUGCGCUUCGAAGGCGAGGUCCGGCAGGAAAAGAAACCUGACUCCUGCUUUAAACGGGUCACCAGAACCACAACAGAAGAYGCCAGCUGAAGUCUCGACGUCGGAGCCCGCCUUGAAAGAGACCCCCUCCGCAGUCACGCAGACGUCCCAUGAUGAAGACACUCCCCGYGGAGAGACGAGGUCACGGGUGACGUGUGAUGGGAAGACAGGAGAACGWCCUAAAGAAAAGAACCGGAGAGAUGAGAAAAGUGAGACGCUGGGACCAGAAGGUCACACACAGGGGGACGAAGACCCUCGCUCCCAGGGCCUCCAUUUGAACGAGCGAAGCCCUUUAGGAAAUGCCGAAUGUGAAAAUGGAAAUGUCUCUCAGAGUGAUGUUAAUGAUGCACUCCUAAAGAAGAGGAGGAUGAAGAAAGAGGGCAGAGACGUUUGUGAAGGUGUAGAAAAGGAGAAGAAACAAGACGGGACAGAAGGUCAGCUUGAAGAGGAGCUUCUCAGUCCGUUGGAGGACAUCAACAUGAAAGACGUUCCCGAAUCAAAACCAAAGAAGAAGAAGAAAAAAGCUGCACCAGAGGCUGGCAGACAGGACGAUGGGUCAGUGGAGCAGGCUUCUGUAGCGAGCAGUAAAACACAAGCUGAUUGGAAGAAACAGGAAAACAGUAAGGAUGUGGAUGGUGGAAGGACCGACCCAGCUGCUGAACCUCCGACUGACGAGGCCAACGUACAGAAGACCAAAGAUAAGAAGCAAAAAGACCCGAAUGUGAUGUCAGGUCUCUGUGAAAAUCCAACUGAACAUCAUGUUGAAAACACCGAAGCCCCUCAGGAAACUCCUAGUUCCCUCCUCAGGGAGCCGAAGUUCACUAAAAGAAAAGACAAGAAGAUGAAACAUUCUGCUCCUGCUGGUGAAGAUGUGAACUUUUCCAACGACAAUGCAACAAAUACAGAUUCAACAAGUCAGAUGAAGAUGGAUACAUCAGACGCUGCGGAGGACGAUGAAAAAGUCGUUAAUAAACAAAAAGAGGAGCAAGCUCCUGAACUAAAGACCAAGAAGAAGAAGAAGAAGAAGAAGAAAGCUGCACCAGAAGAUGGCAGACUGGACGAUGGGUCAGUGGAGCARGCUUCUGUAGCGAACAGUAAAACACAAGCUGAUUGGAAGAAACAGGAAAACCGUAUAGAUGUGGACGGUGGAAGGACCGACCCAGCUGCUGAACCUCCGACUGACGAGGCCAACGUACRGAAGACCAAAGAUAAGAAGCAAAAAGACCCGAACGUGACAUCGGGUCUCUGUGAAAAUCAUGUUGAAAACACCGAAGCUCCUCAGGAAACAGAACUGAGUUUCACCAAAAUAAAACACAAGAAGAAGAAACACCCUGCUUCUGCUGGAGAAGAUGUGAAGUUCUGUAACGACGCUGUGACAAAUACAGAUUCAACAAGUCAGACGAAGACGAUGGAGAGGUCAGACGCUGCUGAGGAAGAUGAACGGAAAGAGGAGCGAGCUCCUGAAAUACAGACCAAAAGGAAGAAGAAGAAAGCUGCUUGUGCUAGCCACGAUGCUACAAAAACAGAUUCACCAAGUCAAAAGAAGAAAAAGAAGAUGGUGGAUAUGUCAGAUGCUGCUGAGGAAGAUGGAGAAGAUGUUAAUAAACAGAAAGAGGAGCUAGCGCCUGAACUAAAAGCCAAAAAGAAGAAACAGAAAACUAACUGUGUAGCCAGGCGCGAGGACACUGCAGCGCAGGACAGUUAUUCUGCGGUGGUGCGGAAAAAGGAAAAACAAGCGACGUCUUCCUUCCUCGCUGCUGAUGAAGAGGAAAAUGGCGCAGAGGAACGACGUGAGUCUUCACAGUCUGCAGCUAGAACGCUCCAACUCAGCGCCGCCGAUUUAGCCACCAAUUCAGCCGAAAAUGCAGAAAGUUCAGAAAGGUUAAAAGACAAGAUUAAGACCAAAAAGAAGAAGAAAAAGAGGUGGGCUGUGCAGGAGAGUGUGGGAGGAGAGACGGGAUUUAAGGAACCGAUGGGCAGGCCGGCUGUYGAGGUGAAGAAGAAGAGGAAGUGUGAGAGAAGCAACAGCGAGUUGACGAGUUCAUCAGCUUUAAGUUUGGAAGAAUCACAAACUGAUGCAGAUGUUCCUCUGAAGAAGAAGAAGAAAGAUAAGAUUCCAGCAGCUGGCAGAGAGGAUGAUGGAUCAGAACCAUCAACACARUUAAGUUCAGAUUCACAGAAAAAGACGUUUAAAAAUAAAGUAGAAAAAGCUGGAAAUAAACUUUCACUGGCAGAGAAAUCAUCUGUUAAACCUGCGGAGUCAGAAGCAUGUAACACCAAACAAAGAGGGAAAACUGAGUUUAAUCUGGACUCUAAAGCACCGCCUCUCAGUCUGAAACGAAAAAACAACAAAAAGAGGAAACUUUAUCACGCUAGUCUGGAUUUUCUUUCAGACAUUUAAUUGGAAGCUGCUGCCUGAGGCGGGACUUUUAACCAGUAACAUGAAGUGAGAAACAAGGUUUUCUGUGUUUUUCUACGUUUCUGCUUUGCAUCAAAGCAAUUUUACAAACGUGAAACCGGAGGAGUCAAGUUUAAAGUGUUAAAGUUUUAGAAAGUUUUGAAUCCCUGUACAGAAGUUGAGUUUUUAAAGUGUGCUUUCUGUGAAUAGUUGGUUUAUUCUGCUUUCAGUUUGCCUUUUUUAUUUGGACUCAUCAGAGGUGGGAAGUCCGUUUCAGAAGAGAAGUAUGGCAAACUAGUUUAUCAUAUAAUAAUCUGGAUUAUAAAAGCAAAUAUUUAUUUUGCACUGAGGUUAAUUAAGAGUUCUGUUUUUCCUAUUUGCAAAUUAUAUUAAAGAUACAGUAUUGUAAGCAUCUUUAUUUUAUUUGUAAAAAAAAAAUGAAAUUGUGUACAAGCAGAAAGAAAUGUGAGUUCUGAAGCCUGAAUUUCCAAAGUGACAAAAAUCCAAUUAUGUUUCCCCAAAUGGAGAAUUUUGACUCUGAAAGUUGGAGAUUCCAGAUUAAACCUGAUCUCAAAAUCCUGUUUUGAGCUUGAAAAUGUGUGAUAGWUUUACCAAUAAAUUAUAUUUUCACUUUUU